Eufriesea mexicana is the source of this 8261-nucleotide messenger RNA. It is a transcript of the gene Rab3-GEF, whose product is annotated as Rab3 GDP-GTP exchange factor. Gene Ontology annotation, molecular function: guanyl-nucleotide exchange factor activity. The record is from RefSeq and is a predicted model, not a curated record. Gene Ontology annotation, cellular component: cytosol. Gene Ontology annotation, biological process: regulation of apoptotic process; regulation of Rab protein signal transduction. The transcript has 33 exons. The coding region runs from base 205 to 6117 and encodes 1970 amino acids. NCBI's taxonomy places the organism in Eukaryota, Metazoa, Arthropoda, Insecta, Hymenoptera, Apidae.
CGCCAGUUGGGCGAUACGGAGUGUGGCCCCGUGAACGAGCUGUCGAUUUUCCACCGGGACCCUCGUUCUAACGACACAUGUGAAAGACUAAGUGAAGAAUGAUACAGCCAUGAACCGAUCAGGAGGUGAUCCUGACGAAAGACCGACGGCUCAGAUGACCCGUACACAUUGCACAGAGCGGUGACAGAGCUGUAAAUUACAGCGAUGGAUAUACAGAAGAAGUACCUGUGCCCCCGCUUGGUGGAUUACCUCGCCAUUGUGGGGGCCAGACUACCCUCAGUCUCUCGCCAACCUGUGCAGGUGCCAGAAUUACUGCGAAGAUAUCCGGUGGAAGAUCACAAAGAUUUUCCAUUGCCGCUGGACAUGGUUUACUUCUGCCAACCCGAAGGGUGCACCAGCGUGGGUCCGAAACGCACAGCCUUACGAGAGGCCACCUCCUUUACCUUCACCCUUACGGACAAAGACUCCGGGAAAACUCGUUAUGGGAUAUGCGUGAAUUUUUAUCGACCAAUAGAAAGGGUAGGAGUCGCGGUCGGGGGUGGAGUCUCGAUGAAGAGGGACAAAUACAAUACCACGUUUCGAAGGGAGAGCUGGAGGAAGAGCAUGGAAAAGAGCACAGAUUCUGCCUUUUCUAGCGACUAUAGGAGCAGUGCAGUAGGCCCUAGCGACUCUGAGAAAGAAUGUCCGAGCAGCAGGAGGGACUCUGACACUCCUCAUAUACCGAGUGCACCGAGAUUAGGUAUCACUGCACCGAGCGUGGACAGCGAAAGCGGAGGAAGCCAUUCUCCGUCUCCACGUGCUUCACGUAGACGACAGAGGAUACGAAAUCACUCGCUGACGUCGUUAUGCAUCAUCUCCCAUCAUCCGUUCUUCUCGAUGUUCCGGGAAUGCCUUUUCAUCCUGAAGAAGAUCAUCGACGCGUGCAACGAGAGUUCCUCGCCGCAGAAAGUGGGCGCUUCUAGGCAGACCAACAGAGACACGGUGUGGAGUGUUCUAACAGGACAAACACUGGAGGGAACCCCAUCGAUAGUGUUACACGAUGUCCGAGAGAUCGAGACGUGGAUAUUGCGACUGCUGAGCAGCCCCGUACCGGUCCCGACAAAGACACGCGUCGAGAUCGAGAUCGUGUCGCAAAGUAUGCAGCCACCACUCUGUUUUGCACUCCCAGACCACACUAGAUUUUCUCUCGUUGAUUUCCCUCUGCAUCUACCCCUGGAACUUCUUGGCGUUGAAAUAUGCUUGAAGGUCCUCACGUUGAUUCUCUUGGAGCACAAGAUCGUGUUACAAUCCCGCGACUACAAUGCCCUAUCGAUGUCCGUAAUGGCGUUCGUUACGAUGAUUUAUCCUCUGGAGUAUAUGUUCCCCGCGAUACCAUUGUUACCCACGUGCAUGAGCUGCGCGGAACAGUUGUUGCUUGCACCUACACCAUUUGUUAUCGGAAUACCCGCUACUUUUUUAUUGUACAAAACGAACUUUAAAAUGCCCGAUGACAUUUGGCUAGUGGAUCUAGACAGCAAUAAAAUAAACGCACCUACUGGUCUGGGUGAUCAAUUGCCCCCAUUGCCCGAACCAGAAGGCACCGUACUAAAGAACCACUUGAAACAGGCAAUGCAACUGAUGGACCAAACCGGCUCUGGUGCAAUGGCUAGUAUGUCAAUUUCGCAACCCAUUUCGCAAGAAACUUCUCCGAGGACAUCUCUGCAGGCUCCUAGCAGAAGAGACAGCAUAACGUCGCAUUUAUCCACGUUGAGUGUUUCGUCGAUGAAGCACAGACCGAGCAUCGACCACCACGGGCACUCAAGUCCAGCCAGUUCUCCAGGUGCCAGCGUGGCUUCCAAUCAACGUCGACCCUCCAGAUCUCAAUCAGCCGGUUCCUCGUCUCCGCAGAAACCACUCUCCUCUCAAACCACACCGCCAUUCAAUCCUUUCAUCUACGGGAACGACGUGGAUUCGGUGGACAUCGCGACCAGGGUGGCCAUGGUGCGUUUCUUCAACUCGCAGAACCUCCUGGCGAACUUCACCGAACACACGAGGACACUGAGGCUGUACCCGAGGCCCGUGGUCGCCUUCCAGAUCAAUUCCUUCCUCCGAUCGAGGCCACGGGCCAGUCAUUUCCUGAACAAGUUCGCCAGGACGCAGGCGGUGGAGUUUUUAGCCGAGUGGUCCCUCACUCCGAGCAACGAGGCCUUCUUGAGGGUGCAGACUGGGGUGUUUGACCCGGCACAGAUCGGAGACAAGCCUAAGUGGUACGCCUCGAAUCUAGAGCCUAUCUUUUUCCCUGUUUGGGACAACGGUAGUUCGCUAGCGACCGCACUGAAGGCGACCAAGGAACACGAAAGUCAGCCAACAGACGAGAGCGGUUCUGACUCUGAGGGAGCGGAAAGCACCAGUUCUUCGUACUCCUCGUUGAGCGAUUUUGUGUCUGAGAUGGUGUCGUCAGACUUGUCUCCUAGCUACAAUUGUUCGCAAGUAGCACAGCCUCAGCAAAUGUCCCUGUCUGUGGACCCAAAGAACGUCUACAAUCCACCCAGUUCGUUGCAAUACCCUGGAGUGGAAGAAGAGUCGACGGUGAGACCGGAAAGCCCACUGAGCACUUCUUCCAGUCACAGUGACUUGAGCAGCCCCAGUUUCAACAGGGAUUCCGAAUUCGAGUUAAACCCCAAAGCUGUAGAAGGCUCGCAGUCGACCAAUGAUAAAGAGGAGGGUGGUAGCUUUGAGUCAGACUCAACAUCCACGAUAACACCACGCACAAUCCUGAGCGCACAAAGUUCGGUAGGACAGUUCGGAGUAGGGAAGGGCCGUUCAUUAGCCACUCCGAGCUUCAGCGACACCGAACGUCCUGCCGCACCCUACAGGACCUCUCGUAUCAGUAGAUAUGUCGUUCCCAUCCAACCAAGCGCAGCGAGUCUCCAGCGUCACCCAAGUGUCGGAAACGUCUUGGCGAGGGCAUCGAGCGUUGGAACAGGAGGACCAUUUCUGCCUCGGCAACCCAGCAGCAAUAGCAGCAACGAGGGCGAUUCCACGGUUCCUCGACAGUUUUCGUUGGGUACCACUACGCAGAAGCAACCCACCGAGACUGGACAAAGGCAGGAUUCUCCUGGUGUCACUGGGAAUGGUGUUCUACGACAGGGGUCUCAAGGAUCGCUGUUCGAGCAGAUAGCGAGCCAGGCCAAGGACUUGGUACGCGAAACUACCAGGCAGAGCAGCCAGGAUGGACUUCUUGCUCAGAUGGACAAGCUUAAACAUCAAGCAAAGGAGAAAAUCACAGAGGCUGGAGAGGAUAGUCUCUUUGCACCAUUGGAACAGUUGACGCAACAGACGAAGAAAGCCGUAGGAGAGGCAACGAAAUCCGUUCAAGAAGCCUCGAAGACUGCUUUGGAAGCGAGUAAAACCGCGGCUGGAGUCAGUAAAAAUACGUUCGAUGAUUUAACGUACGUGAGCAAGAGCACUUUCGGAGACCUGACGAAGAGUGCCAAAGAAGUUGCUGCGAAGAAGGGUUUGCUCAAGGGCCUGGGCGACUCGCAGCAUUCACCCCCAUCACCUCCUGGGAUGUUACAACGAAGGGAUUCGAGUAGUACGCAAUUGGUCGCUUCAGAUAAUCGCGGAGGACGCAGGGAAAUCAGUCGUGAUUUUUUCAGCAAUAUUAGUAGUGAUUUAAACGGCAUUGCUGCGCAAACGAGCAACAUGUUUAGCGAUCUGUUUGGCAGUAAAAAUAGUUCUAGUCGAAAUACCGGUUUCCCUCAGUCGCAGAAAGCAGAUAAGAAGACUCUCGGACCCUUCCCUAAAAGUAGAACGGGUCUGGUUGAACGUUCGUCGCUGAUAAAACACUCCACGAGGAAUAGUCAGGAAGAUAUCCAGAGGAUGCAGAACGCCGAGAGGUCUAGUACAAACAGCGACAAUCAAGCUUUCCUGACAGACGUGGUGAACCAAGUCUUAGGUGGCGAAGGUGUUGGUUGGUUGAAAUUAAACAGGCUGAAGAAGCUCAUGGAGGAUGAGAGCUAUCGGGACUUGGUGGUGACGAAGCUGAAUAAAGGUCUCAAUAAGAAAAUCAGUCCUGACGACCAUAUCGACGAUGUGUGCAUUUCGAAGCCAGUUUACAAGGGAAUGCUAAAGUGCCUUCAAGCAGUGGCUCACGGUCUUGGACACACUUACAAUAAUUUUGGUCUGGGCGGAAUGGCGUCGGUUUACCAGCUAAUGGAGAUCGCACACACUCAUUAUUGGAGCAAGGACCUCGCAGAGGGAGGUUUCGACAGUUCUUUAAUAUCUCAAGCAUCUAGUCCAUUCGGCAGCAGAGAGAACUUGAAGUCUCCACAGUCUCCUACUCAGCCCGAAUUCUCAGACGUACACCAAAAAUCAGACGCGCCUCAAGUCCAUUUGGAAAUGCCACACAGCCAUCCACCACCCGCUCACGAAGGGAGCCAAUCAACCACGGAUAUGUUCCUCGACAUGUUCACCAAAAAAGGAAAGUUCCUCAGCAGGCUAACAUCCUUCGACUCUGAGAGUGGGCGGGGAGGUGGAACAGGAAGCAGCGAAGCUUUAUCCACAGACGGAGGUAGCAUAAUCACUAAUCCUGCUUUUCGGCAAGCGCACCAAGCUUCUUUCCGAAGCACUGUCUCUGAUAGCGAGGUCGAGCAAGGCAAUUUUUCACGACAACCGAAGCAACGAACGGGAAGCGUUUGGUCCAGCAAGUCUUCCUUGAGCACCGGUUUCCGGUACCAUGGAGGAAGCUUGGUACCAACCACGGCUGCCCCUAGUCCAGAAGCUGCGAGAACGUACUUAUUCGAAGGCUUGCUGGGGAAAGAAAGAUCCUCGCUUUGGGACCAGAUGCAGUUUUGGGAGGACGCCUUUUUGGACGCAGUGUCUCAAGAAAGAGACAUGAUCGGCAUGGAUCAAGGUCCUGGAGAGAUGAUGGAGAGGUAUAAGAGUUUGAGCGAAAGUGAGAAAAAACGGCUGGAGCACGACGAAGACCGACUAUUGUGCACUUUGUUGCACAAUUUGACGGCCAUUUUGGUGAUGCUGAACGUAGAUAAGAAGGAGGUGAAACGUAAAGUAAGGAGGUUAUUGGGAAAGAGCCACAUCGGUCUGAUCUACAGCCAGGAGCUCAAUCAACUUCUCGACCAAAUACAUAAUCUCUACGGAAACGAUAUAGAUCUGAAGCCUCUUACGUCCAGACAAAUGCAUCGGCAGUCGUUCACCGUGCACGCAGGCGUCGAUGCAGAAGGUGAUCUACGAUUCCUCGAGGUUCGCCACGACGGCCUUGUCCUGAGAUCCGUGAAUGGCGUGAUCGUCGAGCGAUGGUGGUACGAGCGUUUGGUGAACAUGACGUACAGUCCGAAGAACAAAGUAUUGUGCCUUUGGCGGCGAAAUGGCGGGCAAACUCAGCUGCAUAAGUAUUAUACUAAAAAGUGCAAGGACCUGUACUAUUGCAUAAAAGACGCGAUGGAGAAGGCAGCAGCCCGUGGUCGUGGCGCCAACGUGGGCAUCGAACUCGGAGGCGAGUUUCCGGUGCAAGACAUGCGCACCGGCGAGGGUGGACUUCUGCAGGUUUGCAUGGAGGGCGUGGGUCUCCUCUUCGCAAAUAGCAAGGAUUUCGAGUUUUUUGUAAGACUCGAUCAUAUCCGCAAGUGCUUUACUCAGAAGGAUGGGAUCUUUGUAUUGGAAGAAUUCAAUCCUAAAACUAGACAAGUAAUUCAACGUAAAUAUAAGUCUCAAAUGGCAGAUCAAAUCUGCUACUCAGUCCUCUGUGUGUUCUCCUACCUGGCCGCUGGGUUGGAACAACCAAAGCAACAACAGAACCAACAGCAACAACCUCAAUACCAUCCCCAGCCCCAGCAGAAACCGCUGCCACCACAGCAACCGCAACAUCAGCAAUCGCAAUCACAACGUCAACAAGCACAGCAAAAACAACAGUACCAACAACACCAGCAGACCCAGCAACGUGCACAGUACCAACAGCAACGUCAACAGCAACAGCAGCAGCAUCAACCUCAGUCACAAUUACAGACACAACAACAGCCACAGCCUCAAAGUCAACAACACACUGUUAGCAACGUUGGCCAGGCUAAUUCUCAAAGCCAUAGAAACACGCAAUUCGAUUCUUUUCCUAGGCAUCACUGACACAAAGGCAGACACUCGCUCCCAUUUGUGCAUAAUUACAAUAAGUGUGCCCCCUACGCUUGCCUACCUUGGGUGUAAAGCCUCGUUUCCUGAUCAAUCCAUUUGCAUCAUCCAGCUUGACAGAUAUGCCUGUUGCUGAAACCCUCUUUCGAACAUCAAACACUAUAAAGAUCAGAAAAUUAACAGAAGUGGGCUGAUCAUGGCUUUUUGCUGCAAUAUUCACUUGAACAGGGCAAUUCCAGGAAUAGGCGAACUUUGAUUCACAUUCGAAGCUAGAGAUUCUUUCACAGAGUGAUUCUGUGUGAUCCAAGGAAUCAGAAGCUAGUGUAUAUCUAUCUGACAAUCGUCUGAACCAAAAUUUCUUUACUUUUAACACAGUGAACUUUGAUUCACAAGCAGUAUUAAAAACUCUGGAAGUGAUCCUACGCUUCCUAAAAGAUCGGAAGUUGAUAACCAUUUAUUUCACGAUCUCUCGUUUCAGGUGUGAACCGAAUUUCCUUUACGUCUGACAUUGUCCUUUCCACGUCGAUCUAGCUUUGCGAUUACGUUAACUUCUAUGAAAAUGACCAAAAGAAACGAGUACAUCCAUAUCCUAGAUGCAAAUGGAUCGAAGCUAUACCUCGAAACGAGCACAAAAGUCUAACCUGAAAAACCUUUCUUUUCAAAAUCUCUUUGAAGAAAUCGUUUCGUUUCAACUUCCUUUAUCGACUAUGAAAAUCGGAAUCGUUGCACGCGCCGCUCGUGGCGUUAUCAUCCUCCUAUCAUCCUCAGAGAGUCAGCUCUAAGUUUCCUCUAGGCACAAGAGAACCUGUUUUGCAUUCUAUUCGAGAAAGCAUUCGAUGGAAUCGAACGAGGUGAUUAAGAUUCGUCGGGAACAGACUGGAGGGUCGAACGACAACGUUUCGUAGGCAAUCGGAAAUUCAUGAGUUAAAAGAUAAAAAGAUACAAACGUAACAUUGGCCAGUUAACUAGACACAGUCUUGGUAAUUAUUUGCAAAGCGGGAGCCGUUGGGUGUAUACGAUGAAAACAAAUUACGAAGCAUUUUUCUUGAACACGAAGUAUCAUCGACAGGCGAUUCGAAGUAAAUGACGAUAAUAACGGUGACCAUGUAACAAGGAAACAGUGGAUGUUGCACAUUCGCAAAUACGGAUUUCGAGUGGUAUUCAAGCGAACAAACAAAAGAUCCGAGUGAAUCGAACGUUCCUCGAUCCUCUUACCAUGGGUAGUAAGAAAGAUUAACAGAAGUCUCUCUAACCAGUUUCAUCCUUUGAUAUGUUCGUGUGCACAUGUAGAGACGCGAAGUAAUAAAGCUUAUACAGUUGCUGAGAGAAAUAUAACGAGUUAACCGAGUCAAUAGGUGUAUAUCGAAAUAAUUAUUUUCUGGGCACUGGGGUAAAGAAUGUAGAAAAUCUGAGAGAACAACUCUAGGCCUAAUUCAGGGCCGUAUAAAGUACCUCUCUAUCGACUCUAAUUUCGCUUCGACUGCAAUUUGUAUUUCAAAAAUUAUUUUCAAUUACAGGGGUACAAUUUAAAAGAGGAAUUUGAAGAAUCUGUGUAAAAAUUACAUUUUUAAAAGAUGUGCGAGGGUAAAUAAAAUUUAUAGAGAUUUAAUAGUAAAAUUCGCAAUGGAUCCUAUGUGGACCUCGAUCCUUGCGAUGUCGAUCGGUCUAUGAACUAUUGUUCAUAGGAUUAUAAUACCAGGCGUCAUAGCUUACGAUUUCGUUACAUUUCUUUCAGCAACGAUGAUAUGUAUCAAUCGUUCACGAAAAAAAAGAAAGAAAAUAAAUAAAAAAUCAACUUGAAGCGACGUUAAACUAUUCUUCGAAGCUUCGGUGAAGGCCGGCAUAGUAGACAUCGAGGUCUGUCUUGACGGUGUUUUCUAUGAAUAGCACGUAAAGCAAUUCUGAGAUACAAUAAAUGAGAUAAAAUUUAAAAAAGUAUAAUAACUAUUCGUAUAAUCGGUGGAACAAUUUUGUAUAAAGUACAUCGAAACAGACUGUAACUGUGAUCAUCUAAUUUGAUGGAGAACGAAGACGAAGAAGAUGAAGAUGAAGAUGAAGAUGAAGCUAUUUAAUUUCGUAUGGUCGCAUGAAAUAGCCCAGAGUAUUAUGUAUAAUCUCGGAUAGGAUCGAUACAAUAGACA